AUGUCAAGUGUUCUAUCUGAUAGUUAUUUUCAGGCAAGCAACAUGACUGAGAUCACAGAGUUUAUACUAACAGGUUUCACAAACAAUAAGAACCUGAAAGUCUUAUUAUUUCUAUUAUUUCUCACAAUUUACAUUUUUACUUUGAUAGGUAACUUGGGAUUAGUUUUGUUGGUAAUUGGGGAUUCCAGGCUCCAUAAUCCCAUGUAUUAUUUUCUAUGUGCUUUAUCAUUAUUAGAUGCUUGUUAUUCCACAGUUGUCACACCAAAGAUGCUGGUCAAUUUCCUUUCUAGCGAUAAAUCCAUCUCAUAUCCUGGAUGUGUAACACAGAUGUUCCUUUUUGUUGCUUUUGGGAACACAGAAUGUUUUCUCUUGGCAGCAAUGGCAUAUGACCGCUAUGUAGCCAUCUACAACCCACUUCUGUAUGCAGUGAGCAUGUCACCCAGAGUUUACCUGCCACUCAUUAUUGUGUCUUAUGUUGGAGGCGUUAUAAAUGGUUCUGUCCACACAGCAGCCACUUUCAGUCUGUCCUUUUGUAGAUCCAAUGAAAUUAGGCAUGUCUUCUGUGAUGUUCCUCCUCUCCUAGCUAUUUCUUGUUCUGACACCCACAUCAAUCAGCUUCUUCUCUUCUACUAUGUGGGCACUGUUGAGCUCAUCACUAUCCUGAUCGUCCUCAUUUCCUAUGGUUUCAUUCUCUUUUCCAUUCUGAAGAUGCAUUCUGCUGAAGGGAGGAGCAAAGUGUUUUCUACAUGCGGAGCUCACCUCACUGGAGUGUCUAUCUAUCAUGGAACCAUCAUCUUCAUGUACGUGAGACCUAGUUCCAACUAUGCUUUGGAGCAUGACAUGAUAAUUUCGACAUUUUAUACCAUUAUUAUUCCCAUGCUCAAUCCCAUCAUCUACAGUCUGAGGAACAAAGAUGUAAAAGGUGCAAUGAAAAAGGUCUUUGACAAAAAUUGGUUUAUGAAAAGUUUCAUUUUCAAUAUUGAACUAUGCUAA
Mesocricetus auratus (golden hamster) is the source of this 993-nucleotide messenger RNA. Its product is annotated as olfactory receptor 1094-like. Gene Ontology annotation, molecular function: odorant binding; olfactory receptor activity; G protein-coupled receptor activity. The coding region runs from base 1 to 993 and encodes 330 amino acids. Gene Ontology annotation, biological process: G protein-coupled receptor signaling pathway; sensory perception of smell. The transcript has a single exon. The record is from RefSeq and is a predicted model, not a curated record. Gene Ontology annotation, cellular component: membrane. Lineage: Eukaryota; Metazoa; Chordata; Mammalia; Rodentia; Cricetidae.